AUGGCGCACGGGCACCUGAUCCCGGUCGUCGACAUGGCCAAGCUCUUCGCUUCACGAGGCGUCAAGACCACCGUCGUCACCACCCCCAAUCAACGCCCCUCUCUUCUCCAAAACCAUCGUAAAACACUCGAUCCGUACCCGCAUCCUCGACUUCCCCGGCCGGGCUUCCCGACGGCUGCGAGAAUCUGGACUUCAUCUCAUCCCGUAACCUGGGAUGGGAAGCUAUCUCUAAAUUCUUCAAGGCCUCCAUACUCCUCCAGGAAUCCUUCUAGAACCUCCUCCAACAGGAUCAGCCAUACUGUCUCGUCGCCGACAUGUUCUUCCCCUGGACCUCCGAAUCCGCCGCCAGAUUCCGCAUCCCCAGGCCAGGCUACUCUUCGUCGCAGCCGCCCACGAGCCACAGACCCACGUCUCCUCCGACACCGAGUCCUUCCUACGGCCCAGCCUCCCCCGGCUGACGAAGCGCUAGCUGCCACCGUCAGCCGCUCAGGUGGUCGUCGGCGGGGAGGUCGAUUUCAUGUCGGGCUUUUUUAA
Molecule: messenger RNA, 534 nt
Organism: Linum tenue
Lineage: Eukaryota; Viridiplantae; Streptophyta; Magnoliopsida; Malpighiales; Linaceae
Source: the annotation of a GenBank genome assembly